Molecule: messenger RNA, 7678 nt
Organism: Nycticebus coucang (slow loris)
Lineage: Eukaryota; Metazoa; Chordata; Mammalia; Primates; Lorisidae
Gene: ARHGEF2
Product: Rho/Rac guanine nucleotide exchange factor 2
Exons: 28
Coding region: 239-3841 (1200 amino acids)
Biological process (GO): actin filament organization; cell morphogenesis; positive regulation of neuron differentiation
Cellular component (GO): ruffle membrane; cytoskeleton
Molecular function (GO): microtubule binding; guanyl-nucleotide exchange factor activity
Source: RefSeq, a predicted model, not a curated record
GAGGCAGCUGGUCUGGACUGGAAUGAGUCCCCCUUGUCCCCUGUACAAACUUCUGGACCAUGAUCAGUUCCCUUGAAAGGACCAGGAGAGAAGACCCCAAGGAGGUGCUGGACUGGACUCUUACAGGGACCACCUGAAGCAGGACGUUUUCCUGCACUGAAGUCUCCAGCUGAGGGGAGGAACAGGUCACCUAUCUUUGGGAUAUUUCCCAGGGCUGACGGGCCUGCGUGUGCCCUCCAUGAAUGGAGCUAUCCCAGAGGUGUUCCUCGCGGGUGGAGACCUGAUACCCCAAGGCCACAUUCGCCGCUGCCUGUCUGCAGUGGAGUCCAGAGAGCAGCUAGAGGAAGAGAAGGAGGAUGAGAGGAAAAAGAAGGAGGGGAACAGCUCCCAUGCUGUACCCCUCCGAAGAUCAGGCGCUUUCCGGGCGCAUGGUCACAACUAUGACUCCUUUAAAAGACAUAGUUGGGGGCCUGACAGGGAGCCUCGGGACUCACUGAGCAGGAGGAGACUGCAGUCAUUGGGAUGCCCAAGCCCCGAAGAGGCUCCCUUACUGCAGAACCAAGAGGAACUGGACACCUAUCUGGAACUGCAGCACCAGGGUGGCCAACCCUCCUGCCUGGACCAUUCAGACUUUCUAUUUCUUCUUGAUUCAGUUUUGGGUCAGGAUUCCUGUUAUCCACCUGCUGGCCCUUUGGCGCACUCAGCCACUGGUAUGCUUUCUAAGUCUGUAUCCCUGAGUGGCAUCAACUCCCUCUUGGACUGCUCUGAUUCAGAUGGGUAUUUAUCCCAGUCCUCUGCCACUGACCUCAGGAAAAGCUCUAGCCAGCUGGAAGGGCACUCAGGUUCCUGGGCAGGCUCCUCCCUGCGACGCACCUUCAGCUUCCUCUUGGGCAUGACCGGAAAGGCCAAGACCCGAGAGAAGGAGAAAAUGAGGGAAGCCAAGGAUGCCCGCUACACCAAUGGGCACCUCUUCACCACCAUCUCGGUUUCAGGCAUGACCAUGUGCUACGCCUGCAACAAGAGCAUCACUGCCAAGGAAGCCCUCAUCUGCCCAACCUGCAAUGUGACUAUCCACAACCGCUGUAAAGACACCCUCGCCAACUGUACCAAGGUCAAGCAGAAGCAACAGAAAGCUGCUCUGCUGAAGAACAACACUGCCUUGCAGUCUGUUUCCCUCCGAAGUAAGACAACCAUCCGGGAGCGGCCCAGCUCUGCCAUCUAUCCCUCCGACAGCUUCCGGCAGUCCCUCCUUGGCUCCCGCCGUGGCCGCUCCUCCCUGUCAUUAGCCAAGAGUGUUUCUACCACCAAUAUUGCUGGACACUUCAACGAUGAGUCUCCCCUGGGGUUGCGCCGGAUCCUCUCACAGUCCACAGAUUCCCUCAACAUGCGGAACCGAGCCCUGUCUGUGGAGUCUCUCAUUGAUGAAGGUGCAGAGGUGAUCUACAAUGAGCUGAUGAGUGACUUUGAGAUGGAUGAGAAGGACUUCACAGCUGAUUCCUGGAGCCUGGCUGUGGAUGGCAGCUUCCUACAGCAGCAUAAAAAGGAGGUGAUGAAGCAGCAGGAUGUCAUCUAUGAGCUGAUCCAGACAGAGCUGCACCACGUGAGGACGUUGAAGAUCAUGACCCGCCUCUUCCGAGCGGGGAUGCUGGAAGAGCUGCAGCUGGAGCCAGGAGUGGUCCAGGGCCUAUUCCCUUGUGUGGACGAGCUCAGCGACAUCCACACCCGCUUCCUUAGCCAGCUCUUAGAGCGCCGGCGCCAGGCCCUGUCCCCUGGCAGUACCCGGAACUUUGUCAUCCACCGCUUAGGUGACCUGCUCAUCAGCCAGUUCUCAGGGCCCAGCGCAGAGCAGAUGCGUAAGACCUACUCUGAGUUCUGCAGCCGCCACACCAAGGCCUUAAAGGUCUAUAAGGAGCUGUACGCCCGAGACAAACGCUUCCAACAAUUCAUCCGGAAAGUGACACGCUCAGCUGUGCUGAAGCGACAUGGGGUGCAGGAGUGCAUCCUGCUGGUGACACAGCGCAUCACCAAGUACCCAGUGCUUAUCGGCCGCAUCCUGCAGUACUGCCAUGGGAGCGAGGAGGAGCACCAAGACCUAACAACAGCACUAGGGCUGGUGAAGGAGUUGCUGUCCAAUGUGGACCAAGACGUGCACGAGCUGGAGAAGGGGGCCCGUCUGCAGGAGAUCUACAACCGCAUGGAUCCCCGGGCCCAGACCCCGGUGCCUGGCAAGGGCCCCUUUGGCCGAGAGGAACUUCUCCGGCGCAAGCUCAUCCAUGAUGGCUGCCUGCUCUGGAAGACAGCCACUGGGCGCUUCAAAGAUGUGCUAAUGCUGCUGAUGACAGAUGUGCUGGUGUUUUUGCAGGAGAAGGACCAGAAGUACAUCUUUCCCACGCUGGACAAGCCCUCAGUGGUAUCACUGCAGAAUUUAAUCGUGCGGGACAUUGCUAACCAGGAGAAAGGGAUGUUUCUGAUCAGUGCGGCCCCGCCCGAGAUGUAUGAGGUGCACACAGCCUCCCGGGAUGACCGGAGCACCUGGAUCCGCGUCAUUCAGCGGAGUGUAUGCGUGUGCCCAUCCAGGGAAGACUUCCCCCUGAUUGAGACAGAGGAUGAGGCUUACCUGCGGCGAAUCAAGAUGGAGCUGCGGCAGAAGGACCAGGCACUGGUGGAACUGCUGCAAGAGAAAGUCGGGCUGUUUGCUGAGAUGACUCAUUUCCAGGCAGAAGAGGAUGGCAGCAGUGGGAUGCCCCUGCCCACCCUGCCCCGGGGCCUUUUCCGCUCAGAGUCUCUUGAGUCCCCUCGUGGCGAGCGCCUGCUGCAGGAUGCUAUCCGUGAGGUGGAGAGCCUGAAAGACCUACUGGUGGGUCCUGGGGUGGAAUUGCUCUUGAUGCCCCGAGAACCAGCCUUGCCCUUGGAACUAGACAGCGGUGGUAACACGAGUCCUGGGGUCACUGCCAAUGGUGAGGCCAGAACCUUCAAUGGCUCCAUUGAGCUUUGCAGAGCCGACUCAGACUCCAGCCAGAAGGAUCGAAAUGGAAAUCAGCUGAGAUCUCCCCAGGAGGAGGCGUUACAGCGAUUGGUCAAUCUCUAUGGACUUCUGCAUGGCCUACAGGCGGCUGUGGCCCAACAGGACACUUUGAUGGAAGCCCGGUUCCCUGAAGGCCCUGAAAGGAGGGAGAAGUUGUCCCGAGCUAACUCCCGGGAUGGAGAGGCUGGCAGAUCUGGGGCUGUGCCUACGGCUCCUGAAAAGCAGGCCACUGAGCUGGCCCUGCUGCAGCGGCAGCAUGCGCUGCUGCAGGAGGAGCUGCGGCGUUGCCGGCGGCUGGGUGAGGAGCGGGCUACUGAAGCCAGCAGCCUGGAAGCCCGCCUCCGGGAGAGCGAGCAGGCCCGGGCUGUGCUGGAGCGGGAAGCUGAAGAGGCACGCAGGCAACUGGCUGCCCUGGGCCAGACAGAGCCACUCCCAGCCGAGGCCCCCUGGGCCCGCAGGCCUGUGGACCCAAGGCGGCGCAGCCUCCCUGCAGGCGAUGCCCUGUACCUGAGUUUCAACCCACCACAGCCCAGCCGAGGCCCUGACCGCCUGGAUCUGCCUGUGACUGUUCGCUCCAGCCAUCGACCCUUUGAGGAUCGGGAGAGGCAGGACCUGGGUAGCCCUGAGGAACGGCUUCAAGACAGCAGUGACCCUGACACUGGCAGCGAGGAGGAAGGUAGCAGCCGUCCGUCUCCGCCCCACAGUCCUCGAGGUGAGACCCUGGCGGAGACAUGGACUAGAGAUUUCACCCGAAUGCAGGACAUCCCGGAGGAGACAGAGAGCCGUGAUGGGGAGCCUAUACCCUCCGAAACCUAAGGGGGCCCCUCCCUGUGCCUGUGCCCCACUGAAGAACAUUACUGAGGGGGCAAACCUUGGGGACUCCAUUUGCCAAUGAUGAGGGAACAUUUGAAUGAACUGCUGAUUGUCCUUGCCAGCUCUUGGGAUCCUUGGAUACCUGGGGCCAUUUAAAAUGCUGGGGGAAUUAGGUCACAAUACCCCCAGGUGGCUGGCAUCCAAAAGCUGCACCACAAAUGCCAGUUUCUCAUGCCUUCUUCCCUAUACUUUAGGAAAAAUUAUUUAUUUAUUGUUUAUUAGUUACAGGGGGAGAGGAGGGAUUUAUAGGACCAGGGACAUUGGAACCAAGCCAUAGGGAUCAGGGGGCCUGUCCUUUAACACUACUGGGGUAUAUCAGGCUUAACCAUCCAGCUGCCGGGUUCUAGCCCUACACUCCUCCCUAGCACCCCCAUCUCAGAGGAGAGGCUGCAGCUAUAAGGCUCCACUGCCCUUGAAGGAGGGCUGGGGCGGGGCCAUGUCCCUCUGCCCUCUCCCCUCCACCACUUACCACUGUCCUCCCUUCUAUCCUACAUGGGAGCCCUAGAGAGACAACCUGGCUUCCUAGAAUUGAUAGGAUAGAAGUGGGUAUCAUGGUGGUUUGUUAGGAUGAAGGGGAAAAACUCCACAGGGACCAGAAUGUUUUGUGUGUGUUUUUUUUUUUUCCUUUUUUGUACCAAAGCCAAUUGCACGUGUUUUAUAUUUUUAAGAAAAGAUUGUAGGUAAUUAGAGAUCGCAGCCUUCUAUCUCCACAUCUCUGAGCAGGUUGAGGGGUGAGAGAGAAAAUGACUUCUCCCUUCAUCUAUAGCAGUGGGGGACCUAUACUGACUGACCUCUUUCCCAGCCAUUGGGAAAAUGUUCUAGGAUGGUCUGGGAAAUCUCUAGGAACCCUAACCUUGCCUUCCACCUCAGCAACCAUGACCUGAAACCUCAGUGUGAAUUUUGGGAACUUCUCAAUGGACCACCCCAUGCCCAGUAGCCCCAGCCAUUUUUCUGCCAAUUUGGUUGUUUAAAAACAAAACAAAAAAAGAUCAAGCAGGGAAAAUUAAAGACCUAGAACCCCACAAGGUGCUAUCUUUUCCUAGUGUCUGUCAGUUCUAAGGGUGAUGGUGAGGGGAGAGCAGGGCAGUGACUGUCGUCCUUCUCCCAAAGGCCCUUUCCUCUCCAAAAGGGCAGUCCCUGCCUCACUGAAGAGAAGGCCACCAACAAAAGUAGCUGCUGCACAUCUUUUUUUUUAAUUCACAAAUCCAAGGAUAAAAGUGAAGGGGUACUGGGUUAGUUUCCAUUGUUGGGGAUUCCAGUCUUCAUCUUAUUUGCAUGCUGUGCUCAGAAGUCAACACAGCCUGUUGUCCCCUUUUGGUGCAGUCCUGUCCUCCUGUCCCUGUUGUCGGUUUGCAGAUGCAGCCCUGGCCCUGCCCCUGUUCUCCGUAAUGUCAGAGCCCUGGGGUGACCAUCAUAGGACACCCUCUUGGAGAGGCAGUAAGGGGUUAGCUGGUUUCAGUUCUUGGCUUGAUUUUACUUCCUGUUCGUGGUUGAUAACCCAGCUUCAGGGCUGAGAGGGAAGGGAGGAGGGGGCAUCUGGGGUUAUGAAAAUGGAGGCACAUGUGUAAGUCCUUGCUGGAGCUUGUGGGUAAGAUGAGAAGAAUGGGGUGCAGAGCCUCAGCAGGAAAGAGGAAUUGGAGUCUCACGGCUUGGGGAGCAGCCCGCACCUUCCACUCUGUAACCCUGACCACCAUAUGGCCUUUACAAGGUGCUUUCACAUCCAUUAUGGGAAUCAACUGUUACCAUUUUACAGCAGGGAAACUAGAGUGCAGAAAGGUUGCCAGGCCAGGAAGGGGCCAGCCUUCCUAAUUUAGUCCUCCACUGUGCCCCUCUUGGCUACUCUGCCUAAAAAUACCAGAGUUUCGAAUCUCAGAUACGCUGACUCCCUGCUUGGCAGCUGUCUCCCUGUAAGCUGAAAUAGCUGGACCCCAAAGCUUUAAGGGCGGAGUGGGGACAGCAUGGGAAGUCCACCAAGAAAGGGGAGUGUAGGUUUUAUCAACACCCUUGUGCACCCAGUGAAGGGUGCCAGUCAGGAGAGAAACUGCAAAGCCUGAGGCAGAUCCCACACUGGGCGUAGAGAAGCCUACAGCUCUCUUUAGAGCAGUGGUUCUCAACCUUCCUAAUGCCGCGACCCUUUAAUAACAGUUCUUCAUGUUGUGGUGACCCCAAUCAUAAAAUUAUUUUCCCUGCUACUUCAUAACUGUAAUUUUGCUACUGUUACAAAUCAUGAUGUAAAUAUCUGAUAUGCAGGAUGUAUUUAGGUGACCCCUGUGAAAGGGUCAUUCGACCCCCAAAACCGCUGCUGUAGAGCAAUACUGCCUUUUUGUCAGCACUGCUGUGCCUUCUGCCUUCCCUUUGCUAAAACCCUCUCAUCUUCAGUCCCCAAACAUGGUGUCAAAGCAUUUCUUUUUGGGUUCCUGACAGCCCGGUCCUCUUCCAUUUUUGAUCAUUCUGCCCUUUGUCUUCUCCAUAAUCCCAUAUUUGGGAACUCAGUCUUAACUUCUGUCCCUUCUGCUGCAGUUGCAAAGCUCUCUGGCUUUGUGCUUCAGGGAGCCAGGACCCAGCUUCUCACUAAAAAAAUAACCUGUUUUCUAAUCGGAGAGGAAUGCCACGCCUUCUGCUGUGCCCAGCCCUCCCUUCUUCCUCCAUUGCUGCACCCUUCCCUCCUAUUCCUCCAAGGGUAGGUUUAUGUGCAUUCACUCUCCUCUGACUUGGACCUGUGUGAACUUUGUCAAUAUUUACCUCCAGGUCCCAUAAAGCAGAGGUACCCCCAGAGGAGCCAAUAUCCGGAUCCCAGCAAGGCUGUUAGAGGAGCUGCUGGGGGGUGUGAGGAGGGGAGCUUAGGUGGGGGAAGAUUUUCCAUCCUCCCAAAUUGGCUGAGAGCAGACCUGGGGCUUUGGAACCAGUUUAAACGUUAUCAAAAAGGAAAUUAAACAUCAAGCGGCUAAUUAAAUCUCUUUCAUACUGCUUUAAUAUGUUGUGAAUUGGGUGGCUCUUUAGAGCCUCUUAGCAAUAAAACUGGGCAGGAGGCUUCAUACUCACUGCUCCCAGCUACUGCUCCAUAAUCUUGAGCAGCCAGUUACAUACAAGAUAGGUUAGGGAGCUUGGUGAGGUGGGAAGCAAAGAUAAUGGAAGUGGAAGCACCAUCCCAUAUUUCCUCUGCCGCCUCCUUUUUCCCCCCAGAAAGUCCCUUCUGAUGACUUUUUAUCAUGGAUGGGUCAUAAUGAACAUGAAAACCAAAAGGGAGGGCAGCACCUGUGGCUCAGUAGGUAGGGCGCCGGCCCCAUAUACCAAGAGUGGCAGGUUUGAUCCUGGUCCCGGCCAAAAUGCAACAACAACAACAAAAAAUACAGCCAGGCAUUGUGGCAGGCGCCUGUGGUCCCAGCUGCUCGGGAGGCUGAGACAAGAGAAUCGCCUAAGCCCAGGAGUUGGAGAUUUCUGUGAGCUGUAAUGCCACAGCACUCUACCGAAGGUGAUAAAGUGAGACUCUGUCUCUUAGAAAAAAAAAAAAAAAAGAGCCCCCUUCCCUGGAGAACACACCUUUAAGAGGGGCUAACCCCUCAGUUCUUUGUGUCAGACUUUGAUUAUACUCCACACAGAGUGUGUAGAAACAUUCCAAACAAGAUCUUCAUGGUUCCCUGUGCCCAUCUCCCAGCUAUCCUUCGUUUCCAUUAUAAGGUGUCAGAAUAAUAGCUAACAGUAUGUGUUAGGCAGUCAAAUCCUUAAUAGCCCAUUUUACGGUAAGAAAACAGAUACAGAGAAACAGUAAUUUGCCCAAGG